AUGGGGCUGGACUUGCUGAAGAAGUAUUACUUGGGCACCCCUGUCUCCCCAGUGCCCCUCAAGGUGAUUCUGGCCCUGGAGCAGUUGAGCAAGCUGAAGCCCUCUUUAGGAAGCAAGGAUGCACGUGAAAUGUUGGCUCUGUGCUGCAAGAACAUUGUGUCACACCCUUCAGCAGAGAUGAUGCUGAAGAUCAAGAAGUCACGGCAAGCAGCACAGUACCUGCAGCUUCUGCAGACAUCGUUGAACGCUCUGGGCCGGCUCAUGGUGGUCCUGCUUGAGACAGAGACCACCCGGGGAUUCUUCCAGAACAUAGUCCAGGUCCUGCAGAGAUCACUGACCUCAAACAACAUGUGGGAGCGCAACAGGGCCCUGCAGACCUGCUCCCAGCUGCUGGCUGCUUGUGAAGAGCUUCCGAGAGGAGAUGCCUGUGAGUCCUUUGGCUCCUUGGUGGGAUUGCUGGCUCCGCUGACAUGUGACCCCAUGCCCACAUCCCGCCAGUUGGCCGCCACCUGCCUGAGCUCCCUUCUGCAAAUCCAAGCCAAGGCGGCCAACAGAGUCAUCGAGACAGGAGACGCUGGGAGCCUGUGUGAGGGGCUGAAUGACUGCAGCUCCAUCACUCAGCUCCAGACCUCAUCCAAACUGGCAAGGAUGGUGUGCAGAAACUUCCCCCUGGAACGCACCGUUGACUUCCUGAUGGCCAUCAAGGACACCUUGCGGAAAGCCAGGGGAAUGCGCGUGCGUGCAGCUGGGAAGUGGAUGAUCACCUUUCUGCAGAUGUACGGGAAGGACAUCUGUCGGGACGUGCUACCAAUCCUCCACAUCCUGCGCAGCUGCACAUCAUCCGCGCAGCAGAGCACGUUCAUGCCCUUCCUGUGCCAGGCGGUGGUCAUCCUCACCCGCUGCCACAAAGAGGUCAUGAUUGACAACUUCUCCCGGCUGCUUGGGCCCACAGACAGUGAGAUGUGGAGGAGAAUAAGAGAGUUUUGUCUACAACGGUGGAGCCGAUAGAAGAGCGA
Centrocercus urophasianus (Greater sage-grouse) is the source of this 1016-nucleotide messenger RNA. Its product is annotated as maestro heat-like repeat-containing protein family member 2B. The record is from RefSeq and is a predicted model, not a curated record. Bases 1 to 1008 code for a protein of 335 amino acids. Gene Ontology annotation, cellular component: cytoplasm. NCBI's taxonomy places the organism in Eukaryota, Metazoa, Chordata, Aves, Galliformes, Phasianidae. The transcript is spliced from 10 exons.